Messenger RNA from Aspergillus aculeatus ATCC 16872, 1335 nucleotides. RefSeq lists its product as uncharacterized. NCBI's taxonomy places the organism in Eukaryota, Fungi, Ascomycota, Eurotiomycetes, Eurotiales, Aspergillaceae. The record is from RefSeq and is a predicted model, not a curated record. The coding region runs from base 211 to 1296 and encodes 361 amino acids. The transcript has a single exon.
AGCAGUUCGCAAACCGAGGACAGCCCACCAUCAACGGCACUUUUUUCGACAGUUAGCUGUUCACCUCCGGUGGCGGUCAGGCGAUCCCGUCCUACUCGUACGGGAUGCAUAUCGGCACGCCCACGUACAACCUGGCGGGAUCCUUGCUGCUGGGCGGGUACGAUCAAUCCCGCGUACUGGGGGACGUCUCGUCCCAGCCAUAUUCCGAUGAUGGAGGGUUCCCGAUCAAGCUUCGUGACAUCAGUCUCGGAGUGGUCCGCGGAGGCUCGCCGUGGUCUUCCGCAACCACGAACAGCACUACAAACAACAACCCCACAGGCCUUCUCGCCGCCGGCAACUCCUCAAUUUACCUCCAACGGAAUAACCGUCUACUCCAGCCCCGGGGACCCCUACAUCUACCUCCCCCAAAGCACCUGCGACGCCAUCGCCGCCCACCUCCCCGUCACCUACCAGAGCACCCACGGCCUCUACAUCUGGAACACCUCAACCCCCGCUUACCGCAGCAUCAUCACCUCACCCAGCUACCUAGCCUUCACCUUCGCCAAGGACAACUCCAACCGCGCCAACAUCACCAUCAAGAUUCCCUUCGCCGUGCUGAACCUCACCCUAACCCCACCCUUGGUCGCCCAACCGACCCCCUACUUCCCCUGCCGGGGCACCACCACCGCCGGGGCUGUCUAUGCCCUCGGCCGCGCCUUUCUGCAGGCCGCCUUCGUCGGAGUCAACUGGGGCGAUAGCGGCAGUGGCACGGGCAAUUGGUUCCUGGCGCAGGCACCCGGCCCCAAUCUGCAGACGCCAUCGACCACCGUUAUCCAGCCCGAGGAUACUACUGUCCUUGGGUCGGACAAUGAUUGGGAGGAUAGUUGGUCCGGAGUGUGGACGGCGCUCCCGAUUGCGACUGUUGCCACUUCCGCUUCCGCUUCGACGACGAAUACCACCACGAAUGGACGUUCAUCUUGUAAGGAUUGCAGCACUGAGAUACUGUCGACAGGUGCUAAGAUAGGGAUUGGCGUCGCCUGCGGCUCGGUAAGUAUAGGUGCGACCGUCUUAUGCACGCUGUGGUGCGUCACUCGUCGUCGUCGUGCCUCUCUUGAUAAGGUGGGUAGUGGUGGAGGCGGCAAGGAGUGGCCGGAUUCGACGCAGGGUCCGAACUGGGCGGGUUAUGAGUUUACGAGUACCCUUAGUGAUAGUAGGGCCGGUGGCGGUGGUGGUGGAUGGCCAGCGGGUCGGUCGCGGGCUAAACCCCCUGUCGAGCUUGGCGUAUAUCGUAAUGAAGGACCGCAUGAGAUGGGAUAGAAUACAGAAUCACGGUUUCAUCUUGGGAUGCUAUCUUCG